Molecule: messenger RNA, 5283 nt
Organism: Thrips palmi
Lineage: Eukaryota; Metazoa; Arthropoda; Insecta; Thysanoptera; Thripidae
Exons: 26
Coding region: 436-4536 (1366 amino acids)
Source: RefSeq, a predicted model, not a curated record
GAUGUUUAAAGGAGUCCCUCAACCAGCAUUUAGUGAUAUGACAUAGUGAGAACGUAAACUUCUACUGCACAGGCGUCCUCACUCCAAUCAGAGCUAGCGUCAGAGCAUGCGCAGACGCGAUUGAAUUUCUUACGUUCGUUGUCUGACUCCUGUUUAGGGAUUCUUCAUAAUACCCUAAUCGUAAGCUACACCUGGAGUUCUUGUACUUACAGUCGAUAAACGACACCCCGACAGCCAGAUAAUUCGACUUGGUUCUAACUUUCCUAGAAUGUCCACAGCUGAGUCAGGACAGUAGCUCCGAGCAGCAAGUGCGCGGUAGAGUCUCCAGCCAUUCAUCCCAGAACAUCAAGUUCUACUGUCCCUGUUCGCUGCUACACCCAUCAAACCUACCCGAUCUGAGUUCUUCCGUCCGCAAGGAACUAUUUUCCUAAGAGGAUGAGUUUGGAGCCGCAGCGAAACUCUCUUCUCCCCGCGGCGGAAAAAGUGACGCAGUGGCUGUACCAAGGGACCACUCCACCGCCACGCCCGCGACAGUGUGCCAGUCCUACUCGCGCUCCGUCGGGGUGGAGUCUGUCUCUGUCCGUGUCGCGAGCCAAGCGUGCCCUGGAGGAGGAGGGGCGGAGCCAAGCCGCCAAGGCCGCGAAGACCGAUGCAGCGCAAGAUCCGAAAGUGAAGUCUGAACCCGAGAAAGCUGUGGAGGUGCCACAACCUCAUGCGGACGCUACCGCUCCCCCAGCUCAGCAUGCGGCAACUCAGACAUCGACCAUUGUCUUGAAGAAAGAAACUGAAGACCGACUUACACGCAUGGAGCAGCAGAUCGCUUCGCUGAGGAAGGCCAACGUGCAGUUGCUGAAGCGUCUAGCCGAACAGGAAGAAACCCACUCCAAGUUCAAAGCAGAUAUAUGCGUGGAACCAGCUAGUUUUACUCCGGCGCGGGGUGUGCAGUUUCCAGUUUCCGGCUUCAAUAAAGAGGCCGAAGUUUACCGAUUGAGAACAAUCGCCCUCGAGCAGCAGAUCACUUCCCUCAGGAAGGCCAAUGUUCAACUUCUCACGCGGUUGAAAGAUUGCGAUGCUGUACAAGAAAAGGUGGAGGAAAACAAAAAGUUGAAGGAAUCUAACUACGCUUUGUCUCAGCAACUGGGAGCAUUGCAAACUGAGAUCGCUUCCCUGAGAAAGGCAAAUGAGCAAUUUCGCAUGCGAUUGGAGGAUUGUGAUGCUGCACCAGGAAGGGUGGAGGACAAGUUGAAGGAAUCGAACGUGGUUUUGUCUCAACAGUCGGAGAAAUCGAAAACUGAGGUGGAUGAGCUCGAUAGGUUGAAGGAGUCUAACUUCACUUUGGCUCAACAAUUAGAGAAAUCGAAAAGUGACCUGGAAGAGAUCAACAAGUUGAAGCAAUGGAACCUCUGUUUGUCUCAAGAAGUAGAGAAAUCGAGAACUGAGAUCGCUUCGCUGAAAUAUGCCAACAUGCAACUCCAUACACGACUAAAGGAUCAAGAUGGACUUCAAGGAAAGUUGGAGGAUAACAAGAGGCUGAAGGAAUUGAACUUCGUUUUGUCUCAACAACUUGAGAAGUCGAGAACUGAGACUGAACUUGCCGUCCAACAGUGGUGCGAUGAAGCAUCCAAGCUAAAGGCUAAAGUGGAUAACCAGAGGAAAAAUCUGCAGGGUUUGGAGGCCAAACUGUUAAAGGCGAACCUUCAACCCGAUCCAGCGGCACCCGCUCCCAAAGGAAAAGAAUGUUCAUCCUCUGAGUGUCGAAAUAAGAGGCAGGAGCUGGAGGCGCUGGUGGUCAGACAGCGGACUCGCUUGAGGAACCAGUCCGCUCACCUCUCGCAGUUGGCGGCUGCUUUGGCCAGGCAGAAGCAGAAGUCUCCGCAUCCAGGACAGUUCAUCAAACAGGAAUUCAUCAAGCAGGAACCCGGCUGUGACGCGAACACGCAGACCCCUUCAGACUGCAUCAAGACGGAACCCGAAUCCACUGUUGUGUUGCAGCCUCAGCCUGCUGCUGACCUGGGGCCACCUGCUUGCACCCCGAUGAACUGGGGCGGAGAUGCUCACCUUCAAGAAGUGUCAAAGCCGGACCCACGUGACAUGAGCAUCUUACAGCUGGUCACCAAGGCCUUCCCGAUGGGCAACUGCAUCAUCGGCAACUUCAAAGAGCUCGGCCUCAGACUGCCAAGUCUGUGGCCACCCGUCCAAGCGGCCAUCGCCGCCAUGCCGCCCGCGACGAGGACCUGGCUCUUGGGCAGAGUGCACGCGCUCGGACUGCAGCUCCCGACUGGGACCCAGUUUAGCCCUGUGACGAAUAACAAUUCCUAUGCUGUGGUGUCACACUCCUCGGCUCAAGUCAGGCCAAUACCGUGUUCAUCGCAGGAGUCUGUGGUAGCUGCUCACCACCAGUCCAAUGGAGCCGUCCCCGAGACCCCUGUGGCUUCCUUGGUCGAUGCUGGAACCCAGACCAAUGUUGAUGCUUCCUUAGUUGAUGCUGGCUCCCAGACCAAUGUUGAUAUCUCUGAGACCUCAAUUGAUGCUGGCACCCAGACCAAUGUUCAUGCUUUUUCGGUUCAUGCUGUCUCUCAGACCGAUGUCCAUGCUUUUUCGGUUGAUGCUGGGUCUCAGACUAAUGUUGAUGCUUCCUUGGUUCAUGCUGGCACUCAGGCCAAUGUUGAUGCUUUGUCGGUUCAUGCUGGCACUCAGACCAACGUCGAUGCUUCCUCGGUUGAUGCUGUCACCCAAACCAAUGUUGAUAUUUCCUGGGUUGAUGCUGGCUCCCAGACCAAUGUUGGUGCUUCCUCGGUUGAUGCUGGCUCCCAGACCAAUGUUGGUGCUUCCUCGGUUGAUGCUGGCUCCCAGACCAAUGUUGGUGCUUCCUCGGUUGAUGCUGGCUCCCAGACCAAUGUUGGUGCUUUCUCGGUUGAUGCUGGCACUCAGGCCAAUGUUGAUGCUCCCUCGGUUGAUGCUGGCACUCAGACCAAUGUUGAUGUCACUGAGACCUCAGUUGCUUCCUCGCCUGGCACGGCAGCAGCUGAUCGAGAAUGCUCAUUGAAGUUGACACCCCUUGUUACGGAGCCGUCCCAGGAUGAUGGAUCUCCAGACUGUCAGGAUCUGGAUGACGUCAGAGGGCAACUUCCAAUUUCAUCGCCGAUCAAAACGGAAUCGCCGUUUUCGACGCCGAUGAAGAAAAUGAAAUGUCUAUUUGCGACUUCGGUGGAACAAGGGUCUCCAGUUUCGACGCCGGCAAUGCUUCACUUUCCACUUGCAGUGCCGUUGAAGCAGCCAGUUGCUCUGCCGACGACACCAAAGACGCAACUCCCGCUGCCGACCAAGACGGAGACCAUCACUGGAGAAACGCCUUGGGACGUCUCUGACGCCAUCGAGGAAGGCACAGUGUAUGGACCAAGCUUGCCACCCUCAUUCUUGAAACCCCUGCGACCGGAAGAGUCUCCGAAGCGCGAAGAGCCAUCGGUGGUCCAAUUUAAAACCCCGCUGGCCACACCGCUUAAGAUUCCCCCGAAGACGCCGACGAAAACCAUCACUGACAAGGAGUUUAUUGGUGUAUCUGACGUCACCACGAAGUGCACAGAUGAAGCUGUACCGCAACCUAGAGUGUACGGACCACAUUUGCCCCCCUCCCAUCGUGUACCGCCUCAGCCUGAAGAAUCUGCUCCGUGUCGUGAGCGGGUGGUUUUCCAUGCCAAGCAUCCAGUGUCAACGAAGACGCCCAGCAGCAAUGUCCAUGGUGGUGCUGCAGGAAGUACUGACCCGGUGAUGUGGCGUGGACCAGCAGUGUACGGGCCGAAGCUGCCCCCGCCAGCGUCUGCGCUUCCUCCCCCUCCCUUCGCCUUCCCCAUCCACCUCCCGCUGCCGCCCCCUGCUGUGGAACUAGCAGUGGGCCGGACAGCCCAACUCCCAGUGCAGGUGUCCACGGAGAGGCAGACGAGUACGGCUGCAGCCACGAGUGUAGUGUCAGGCGGCACCGCGAGGAAGAGCACAGAUGCCCUGUCCGCCACGGCUGGUCUGAAACUAGCAGUGGGCAUGCCUACCGCAGUGUCACUGUCACUGUCCCCAGCUGGGCGGCCACAGGCAGGAACCGCUUCCUCCACAGCCGCUGCAAGUAGUCUGUCGUUCGCCGCGGCUCGCGCAGUGCCAGCAGUGCCGGCCGCGGUGGGCUACCCCCGCUACUUGUACGAGGGGCUCAGAUUCGACCAGCGUCGUGCGCCUUCGCAGUCAGCCGCGACCGCUGCUGGUGUGGGCGUCGAAGCAGGCUCGCAGUUCGGCCCCAAGCUGCCCCCGCCCGCCUCGGCCCUCCCUGCCCCUCCCUUCGCCUUCCCCCUCCACCUGCCGCCGCCCCCCGCGGCCGUGCCCAUCGACGCCAGCUGCAGGUUCAACCCGCGGAAGCGCCCGGCGCAGGAGGACGACGGCGCCCCCAAGGGGAAGCAGGCACCUAGCUCAAAAAGAAAUCCGAGGAUUUCGUCCGAUAUUGAAGUAUUAAAGAAGAGGAUUGUGCAGCACUUAAAGCUGGAUGGAAAACGGUAAGAGUUGGUUACGCAUCUGCAGUUGCGAUAAUCAGACUUAAUUGCAGCCAGGAGAAAGCACCGCUUUCUCGGAGAGUGCCAAUUUUAUUCCCAGCUUUAAUUUUGGCAUUAAUCUUAUUAUUGGUUUAUUAUAAUAUGAUUGUACUUAUUAUCCAAAGCAUGCAUAUUUAUUUGAUAGAUCUUCAUAGUAUAUUGUGUAAUUUAACUUCUAAACUGAUUGUGAAGUUUCCCCUACAUCUUUCUGUAUUGCGGAAUGCCCCUGAUGAAAGUUUAAACUCACAAGUACUAAUUGUAAAUGAUUUUCUCAAAAUUCCGAUAGAUUUGAAAUUGUUAAUCUGCAACUUGUAUUUUACAUGUUGAUGGUUCAAGUGCUUCAAUUACCCAACAGCAUUAAUUGUUUCAUGUUUAUGCUUGUUUAUGCAUUAUUAUAGAUGUAAAAUAAAGUGUUCCUUAGUUUUGUAAGGAUUACCAAUGUCACCCUGUGCACUCCACGGGACCCAGUUGCUCCGUCAAAGUGUCUUGGUUGUUGUCUAUGUUUGGUACAUUAUCAGACACUUUCGUAAGAAUUCGAAGCAUUUUUUGCCGACUCAUUUUAGGUUGUAUUGUAUUUUGACAACUCGUCACACUUUGACCAGAGCAUUGCUCAAGGCAUCAAUUGUUGGUAAGGAUGCUUCAAGUUUGUACAUGGGUAUUUUUGGUUUCUGUUUUCUUUAUUAAAACUCCUCCCUCUCAAAGUUUGAGGCCGCUG